GACUCUUCAGAAACUAAUUGCCUAGAGCAGAAUCAGGAAGACCAUACACAUCAGAAAAGAGGGAAUCUACAAUGGAAGAACACAAGGAGGAUCAACUAGAUGAUGAUCUACAGGUCAGAGGAAGUGGAAAUCUUAAGACUGGCCCAGUCAAAGAGGAACAUUAACAGUUUGAAUAUGAACCUUGAAAGGGAUAUGCAGAGAAUUGAUGAAGCAAAUCAGGACCUUCUUCUCAAAAUCCGCAAGAAAGAAGAUGAGAUUCAGAGGCUGGAAAAUGAGAUCACUCAGACCAGAGACCUGGCAGAGGGUGAGGAGUGGGGGAAGGAGAACCGCACCACGAUGGAAAGGGAAAGAGCCUUGCAGGCGCUAGAAGAAGAAACAGCCAGACUGGAAAGGAAGAAUGAGACUCUGGUCCACAGUAUAGCAGAACUUGAAAGAAAGCUUACAAGGAAAUCUCAAAAGGCAACUAAGUGUGAACAAGGCAAUCUAAAGGGAACCCCAGAAGAGUCAAAGGUUAAGUUACAACAGCUGGAAGCCUCCUGUGCAGACCAAGAGAAGGAACUGGCCAAGUCUCCCCAGGUAAUAGAAGACUAUGCACUUUUGGCCCAGCUCUGUGAAGAUCAGGCCCUCUGCAUAAAGAAGUACCGGGAAACUUUGAAGAAAAUAGAAGAAGAACUAGAGAAUCAGUUCCUCGAGAGAGAAGUGUCAAAAGUCAUAAGCAUGAACUCAGCAAGCAAAGAGUGUAAUGGCCAAAAUAACAAGGAUAACUCUCUCCAAAAGAAGAAAACAGGAUUCUGUAAAACGAUUUUUCUAUAUUUCUUUUUCACCACCCUGUUUUUCAUCAGACUGCUGGGCUACUUGUUGUUCCACAUAAGUUUUAUAAAUCCAGAUCUCUUUGUCAAUAUACUGCCCAAGAUACUGAGCAGGAACAUCUUGUGGAAGCUAAGAUGCUUUCUCUUUCCAUCUCUCAUGCUUGAGACAGAGGACAUGUUACCCCACUGAUCCCCAAGAAAUAUCCUGGAGCAAAAGAAGGCAAGUGGUAUCUGAAUCCAUAGACUAAGAGAUGGUGGAACUUGUGAAGGAAAGAGGUUUUCUUCAGUUAUU
Molecule: messenger RNA, 1101 nt
Organism: Orcinus orca (killer whale)
Lineage: Eukaryota; Metazoa; Chordata; Mammalia; Artiodactyla; Delphinidae
Gene: TMCO5A
Product: transmembrane and coiled-coil domains 5A
Exons: 12
Coding region: 100-999 (299 amino acids)
Source: RefSeq, a predicted model, not a curated record